AUGUAUGCAACUCGUACCACUGAUGAGAAAGUCGCAAUUGUACGACUUUUUUCAAAGUUUGAAAAUGCAACUGACGUACAAAGAGUAUGGACCAAUUAUUUUGAUACAACUCCACCUCAUCUGACCACAAUUUCGUCAAUCAAUAAAAAGUUUGAUGAAUUUGGAACAAUUGAAAAUCUACCGCACAUUGGCCGACCGUCAAGUGUACUCUCUGAAGAAAAACUAGACGAAAUUGAAGAAAGAGCCACUAGCAAUCCACAAUUGUCUAUUCGUUUAGGUGCUGAUCGAGCUGGUAUAAGCAAAAGCAGUUACCAUGUGGCAAUGAAACAACUUGGCUUUAAACCUUACCGUCCUACCUUAGUGAUCGACCUUAAUGAUGAUGAUUUCGAUCGUCGUAGCGAGUUUUGCGAAUCAUGGAUCGAGAAAUUCGAAGAAGAUCCCAAUCUAAUCGACAGUAUAUUUUGGAGCGAUGAAGCCAAAUUUAAUAUGAAUACAAGCGUCAAUCGACAUAAUUGCACUUACUGGGCCAGAGAAAAUCCACACUUCAAGUUUGAAAUGCCAAAUACGCAACAAGGAAUUAUGGUUUGGUGCGGAAUAAGUUCUAAUGGACUCGUUGGUCCAUAUUUUUUCAAUGAUACCGUUACUGGUCCAUCGUACAAAGAAAUGCUGGUUAAUUAUGCAUGGCCUCGGUUGAAGAACAAAAACUUUUACUUUCAACAUGAUGGAGCAGGAGCUCAUUAUUCUGUUACUGUUUGA
Molecule: messenger RNA, 756 nt
Organism: Rotaria sp. Silwood1
Lineage: Eukaryota; Metazoa; Rotifera; Eurotatoria; Philodinida; Philodinidae
Source: the annotation of a GenBank genome assembly